Messenger RNA from Paraphaeosphaeria sporulosa, 2721 nucleotides. RefSeq names its product HET-domain-containing protein. Gene Ontology annotation, molecular function: ADP binding; protein binding. The record is from RefSeq and is a predicted model, not a curated record. The transcript is spliced from 5 exons. Lineage: Eukaryota; Fungi; Ascomycota; Dothideomycetes; Pleosporales; Didymosphaeriaceae. The coding region runs from base 121 to 2694 and encodes 857 amino acids.
UCACAGCCCCAAGCGCUCAGCCUGAUCAUUCGAAAGAAGCCAUGCACCUGCAUCCGUCUCCUACACCGCAGCCAGCGUUUGCCAACGGCCCUCACGUCUACAGAGCAUGCGUCUGCCGCGAUGCGUCUGCUCCAGCGCCUGUCAAGCGGCACCUACGAGCUGACCUACUUCGACCAUGACGAUCCGCCCCCGUACGCCAUCCUUUCGCAUACCUGGAGGGAAGGUCAAGAAGUCUCAUAUCAGGAGCUCAUUGCUGGUGCAGGCAGGGACAAGAAGGGGUUCGAGAAAAUCUGUUUCUGUGGUGAACGAGCCGAGGCAGAUAGGCUGCAGUAUUUCUGGGUCGACACCUGCUGCAUCGACAAAACAAACAUCAGCGAGUUAGAUACGGCGAUUAACUACAUGUUUAGAUGGUACCAGCGCUCAUCUAAAUGUUAUGUAUACCUGUCGGAUGUUUCUGUAGGCGAUCACGAUCCCGCAGCCUUUCCAAUAACAUGGGCAGACGCCUUUCGCCGCAGCCGAUGGUUCACACGUGGAUGGACGUUACAAGAGCUUAUAGCACCGGGCAGUGUUGAAUUCUUUUCCAGGGAGGGUAAGCGUCUGGGUAGCAAGAUAACCCUAGAACAACAAAUACACGAUAUUACUAGGAUACCUAUCGACGCUUUGAGAGGGCAGAACCUCGCCGAGUUUAGCGUUAAGGAGCGUAUGAGCUGGGUGGCUUCGUGCAUGACAACUGUGAAGGAAGAUCGAGCGUACUGUUUACUUGGCAUUUUUGGGGUGUUCCUACCAGUGAUACGUGGAGAAGGAGAAGAGCAUGCAAUGAGGCGGCUUAGAAAGGAGAUUCGGGAACAGCAACAAGAAUUGAUGACUGAGCAGACAAGUAGCGGCAGUCACAACACGCAACGAUUCCAAACUCACCUAUCCCUUGCGAUUCCUUUCCGUCGCGACCCUGACUUUGUUGAUCGCGGUACGCUGCUCGACAAGCUGAAAGAACAAUGCUCUGCGCCAGCGUCCCGGUUGGCGCUGGUUGGUGUAGGAGGUGUGGGCAAGUCGCAGCUUGCCAUAGAGCACUGCUACCGCACGCAUGAGACAUCGCCAGGGAUGUGGGUAUUAUGGGCGCAUGCUAGCAGCACCGCCCGGCUCGAGCAGAGCUUCCACGACAUCGCCGACCGUGUCAAGAUCGAAGGGCGACGAGAUCCACAGGUUAACAUUUUCAAACUGGUGCACGACUGGAUGUGCGACACUAACGAGCGGUGGCUACUCGUGUUAGAUAAUGUUGACGAUGCCAGUUUUCUGUUGGACGCCCAAGCUACUACUUCGAAGAUAACAGCCAAGCCAUUGUAUGAAUACCUUCCCUACUGCACACACGGAUGUGUUAUUAUUACAACGCGGAAUAAAGAAGCCGCUCUGCAGCUAGUAGAACAGCGCGAUAUUAUCGCGCUCAAUCCGAUGAGUGCACUGCAGGCGCAGACUCUACUCACAAAGAAGCUUGGAGUGCAAGCAGCUAGCAGUAACGCCGCUGAGCUCACCGAGCUCGCUAUAGUACUUGAGCACAUGCCGCUUGCCUUAGUUCAAGCUGCUGCAUAUAUUUCGCAGAGAGCGCCACUGUGCUCUGUAGCGCAGUACCUUGAUCAAUUUAGGAAGAGCGAGCGCAAGCGGACAAGCCUUCUCAGGUACGACAAAGAUCAUAUGCGACGCGAUCGGGAGGCGAAGAACUCGAUCAUCACGACGUGGCAGAUCUCGUUCGAGUACAUACAGCAGACACGGCCGUCGGCAGCAGACCUGCUAGCGUUGAUGAGCUUCUUCGACCGCCAGGGGAUUCCCAAAAAUGUGCUACAGGCGCAAGCCAAGCACAAAGAGAACAAACACAAUCGCAAAGACUUCGAUGACGAUGACGUUGAUACCGAUUUUGAGGACAACGUCUCCGAAGACGAUGAAUUUUUUGAAGACGUUGCAGCCCUGCGCAACUUCUACUUCAUCUCUAUUAGCACUAACGGCACAACCUUUGAGAUGCACGCGCUAGUGCAGCUAUCAAUGCGUACGUGGCUUGCGGCGAACGGAAGAUUGGAACGCUACAAAGACCAGUUUAUUAACAACCUUUGCGAGGCGUUCCCUACGGGAGAGUAUGAGAAUUGGAUAGCGUGUCAGGCGCUAUUCGCGCACGCUAAGGCGGCGACUGGUCAUAAGCCAGAAGGGGCAUCUUCACUGCUGCAGUGGGCUACGUUGUUGUAUCGCGCAGCAUGGUAUGCGGAGCGCAAAGGAAGCGCAGGUGAAGCAGAGGUGCUAGCAACACAGUCAUUAAAGGCACGAAAGAAGGUCUUGGGGCGAGAUCACGAAGACACGAUAUGGGGUAGAGCGAUGGUGGCGAGCGCCUACAAAAUUGGAGGGAAGUGGGACGCUGCAGAAGAGUUAGAAGUGCAGGUGAUGGAGACUCGCAAGAUGAAGCUCGGAGCAACGAAGCUCGGAGCAGACCAUCCUUCCACGCUGACCAGCAUGAACAACCUAGCUUUUACAUGGAAAUCACUCGGCCGGACUGUAAAAGCUAUAUAUCUGAUGCAGCAGUGUGUACAACGGCGUGAACAAGUGCUAGGAGCUAGUCACCCGCAUUACUUGUCUUCCCUGCUAGUCCUAGAGCAAUGGGAAGGAGAGCAGGCAGACAUGGAGUUAUUUAACAGAUUCAAAGACAUGCGCUUGUAAGUAUCUACGAAUAUAUAUCAUGUAAGC